UCCCCCUGCGGUCGUCGGAACGAUGGACAGUAGCUCGAAUUUCCGGAUGCAUGGCGCGGACGAUAAAAACGAGGAGGAGGAGGAGGAGGAAGAAGAAGAAGAAGAAGAUGAGUGGGAAGACGACGAAGAAGAGGAGGAGGAGGAAGAGGCCGAGUCGCCACCCCGCCGCCGCCGCCGUCCUUUUCCCCUUAAAUCUCAGUCUUCAGUCAAAGAAAGCAGCCGGCCGUUGGCUGAAUCCGAAAUUCUCGAAGCCGAAUCGCUGCUCGAAGCCGAAGUCAAAGCUCCCAUCAUCGUUGGUCCUUUAUAUUUAUCCUGGACCCCCGAGGAGGUGGCUGAAUGGAUCGGCGGUUUGGGCUUCCCUCAAUACAAGGAGUGUUUUACCACAAACUUUAUCUCAGGACGCAAACUCAUAUAUGUAAAUUGUUCAAAUCUGCCACAGCUUGGGAUUACUGACUUUGAUCAUAUGAAGGAAAUUUCAAUGCAUGUACGAGAAUUGCUGCAAAUUGAGGAGCCCCGUUUUGAAAGAAGUAUCUCUCUCCCGCCUCGAGAUAAUAUGGGAUUGUUCUUAGAACAAAAGUCUCGAACUGGAAAGCGCAGUGAUGCUCUUAGUUAUUCUCAGUUUGUUCAAGAAGCAAGGUUACAAGAUUAUGAACCAACGCUUCCAACCCCACCAUAUGAAGAAAUGCAGCCUUCAACUCCAUCAUAUGAAGUUGAAUCAAUUACACCAUAUGAAGAACUACAACAAACAAGUUCAUUUUUCUCAAAAUAAUAUAAAGUGUUUAUUGUUCACAUAUUUCAGAUACUAUAUUGUAAAUAUUUCUGCAUUUCUAUAUCAGUUUUCACAGGGAACAAAAUUGUAUAUGGAUGGUGUUUAACCAGUAUCCUAAUCCUAAACUUGGUAUCUAGAGAAAGUGCUUACUGAUGGAUGCAAAACAGAAAUUUUUGCACAUACAUAAUGCAAAAUAAAGUUAUAUGUGAAUGCAGAGGAUUGUUCUUACUGGCAUUUAUGAUGAAGCCUUACCAUUUUUCCUGUGAGGACUCUUAUAAGAAUAUAUGGGGCUUCAAGACAGCUGCCAUACAUUAAUGAGUUGCUUUAAAUAUUUAGGAUCAUUUGACAGCAUCCCUUAGAAAAACACUAAAGUCACA
Messenger RNA from Thamnophis elegans (Western terrestrial garter snake), 1146 nucleotides. RefSeq names its product sterile alpha motif domain containing 15 (gene SAMD15). Bases 23 to 769 code for a protein of 248 amino acids. The transcript has 3 exons. NCBI's taxonomy places the organism in Eukaryota, Metazoa, Chordata, Lepidosauria, Squamata, Natricidae. The record is from RefSeq and is a predicted model, not a curated record. Gene Ontology annotation, molecular function: protein binding.